UAUAGUUAGGUAUGUAGAUUAAUAUCAGUUUUUAUAUAUAAAUUACGUGUAAUAAUAAAAUAAUGUUUUAGUUUCACCAUCUUCUGGUUAAAAUGUUUGUUCGUUUAUGUUUUUGUGUCAUUUUGUUUUUAUUUAAUGAAUUCGUGAACGGAAAGACAACUUGCAAAGCUGUAAUCGGCAACAUACAAAACUGUGAAGAUUUUGAAAACAAACAUCUUCUUACAGACAGCAUAACACAUGAUGUUGUCAGUCAAUGUGGCGAAUCACAUUUUGUCAUUAAAGGUUAUACCGAAUUAAAAACGGAAAUCCACGAAGAAAUUCAGUUUGAUUUAAUGAUAAUGAAAGAAACUGAAAAUGGACAACAGAAAACAAUGUCGAUGGGUGGUUCUCUGUGUAAGAGUAUGGAAGACGAGAGCUCGCCGGUGCAACAGGUCUUGCAAGUUAUGAACAUCACCGCUUGUCCCAUAGACGUGGGAAAAUAUCAUCUCCUCAAUGGCGACAAGCCGAUAACAUUAAAUAUGAACGAAUUCCAAGACCUGUGUCCAGAAUACGUUGCGGAAUAUUCCUGUGGGGUCAAAACAUUUACAGAUCCAACACAUCCUAUAUCGUGUCACGUUCUUGGUUUUUCUAUUGAGGAGCACGAGAGUCCUGAUGAAGAGGGUGAUGGCGAUGAUGAUUGUGAUAAAUAAAAUAUGCCUAAAAUA
Messenger RNA from Plodia interpunctella (Indianmeal moth), 704 nucleotides. RefSeq lists its product as uncharacterized. The record is from RefSeq and is a predicted model, not a curated record. The coding region runs from base 93 to 689 and encodes 198 amino acids. The transcript is spliced from 4 exons. NCBI's taxonomy places the organism in Eukaryota, Metazoa, Arthropoda, Insecta, Lepidoptera, Pyralidae.